Dothidotthia symphoricarpi CBS 119687 is the source of this 2510-nucleotide messenger RNA. RefSeq lists its product as uncharacterized. The transcript is spliced from 2 exons. The record is from RefSeq and is a predicted model, not a curated record. NCBI's taxonomy places the organism in Eukaryota, Fungi, Ascomycota, Dothideomycetes, Pleosporales, Dothidotthiaceae. Gene Ontology annotation, molecular function: zinc ion binding; DNA-binding transcription activator activity, RNA polymerase II-specific. Gene Ontology annotation, biological process: regulation of transcription by RNA polymerase II. Bases 48 to 2510 code for a protein of 820 amino acids.
GCAAUACACUCUCUAGCCGGCGGCGGCGCAGGCUCCACUCGCGAGUGAUGGACUCUAGCCAUGCACAGCGCGCUCACCACCAGCACGCCCAGCACAGCCAGCACCCUCACCACGCCCACCACGCCCAACAUGCCCGACACACGCUGCACACGCACUCGGCCAGCAGCUCGCUCGACGCGCACAACGAUGCCGCCCUCUGGCCCUCGCAGCAGCCCGUGCAGCCCGCGCACGCAGCACCACUGGCGCGCGGCCGCCAGCCCCGGGACGCGCUGGCCAAGACGGUGAGCUACAAUGUGUCGUCCAUGGCCGAGUUCGAGACGUCGCUCAGGGAUUACCUCGACAGCCCGCUGGAGCAGCCCGAGCACACCGAGGCGCAGCUGUCGUUUUGGAUCGGCGCGGUCUUCUUGGUGCCCGCCCCCGCUAUGGCUAUGACGGGUACGGCGCAGACACAACCACCACCACCACCGCAGCAGCAGCAGCAGCAGUCGCAGGCACCGUCGUCGCAGCUUGGUCAUGGCCGUGCGCUGUCGCAACACGGUCGUGCCCCGUCGCAGCAUGGCCAUGUCCACGCCCACGCACCCCCGGGCUACCAGCCGGCCAACGCCUACCAGUCCGUGUCAGACCCCGCCGUGACGCUGACCCUGCCCACCGCCGCCCCCAAAGACGCCACUGCCACCAGCACAACCACGACGAAGAAGCCCGGCCACCACGUCAGCCUGAGCAUCACGGCGGCGCUGCAGCCCACGGCCGACCCCAAGGACAAGAUGCGCAAGCAGCGCGCCAUUGCCAAGUGCUGCGUCGACGCCAUCCAGCGCAUCGACGGCUACCGCUACAGCUUCCACAACUGCUGGAACAGCCGCGAGGACGACAGCUUCCGCUUCUCCUACUACUGCAACGACUCGCUGCUCAACAAGGACCGCGCCGCCAACGGCAAGGGCGCCAAGCUGGGCAAGCGCGCCACAAAACCCGUCUACGACUGCAAGGGCGUCCUCUCGGUCAAGUUCUCCGCCACCAAGCAGACGCUCGACGUCUUCUACAAGCACGUGCCCGUCCACAAGACGUACGAGGAGCGCGCCCCGCCCCCGCGCAAGGACUCGAGACGCCGCAAGUUCCUCGAGGAGACGGACCCUGAUGCCUUGCUUAGGGCUGUGGCUCGCCCGAAGCCGCCCAGCGAAGACAGUCCAGACGCCAGCACCUCGCCCAAGCCCAAGAAGAAAAAGAUCAGGCCAGACGUUGCGAGGCCGUCCAACACGUCCCUCGAGAGCGACCUGAGGGCACAGAGCCUUCGAUCUCUGCUCGAGCUGAUCCAGGUCGACCCGCCCGUGUCGCCAGAAGCGUCUCCUUCUGAGCCGCCCCCGCCUCUGCCUGCGCAGCAACCUCCUCUCCUAGUCGAGUCGCCUAUCCAGCUUACCCAGGUCCAGGCAGCGCCGCAGCGAAGGAGACCAAGGAACAGCUGCGAUAUCUGCAAGGUCAAAAAGACAAAGUGCGACGGCGCGAAGCCCACAUGUCAGACCUGCGUCGACAGGAGACGGCAAUGCAUCUACUCGGAGUCCUCGUACGGAGACGACCGACGACCAUCAUCUGACGCCAACGACACGCUGCGCCAGGCCCAGGCUACGACCAUCGAGCUCACCGAGCUGGAGCAGAUGAAGAAAGAGCUCGAAGAAGCUAAAGCCCGGAUCCAGGAACUUGAGAGGGAGAAGCAGACAUCCACCACGCCUGUCCAGACGCCACGGAUAGCACCGCGGCCGCAGUCUCAACCCCAGCCUCAGCCCCAGCCCUCAACUCAAGGCCAGACACAACACCGGGCUCAAAACUCGCUUUCACAGACCCAACAUCACUCGCAGCAGCAGCAUCGCCAACAAGCUUCGACUCAGUCACACCGCCAGCAACUUCACCAGGGCCAGCGUGCGCACAAUAGCCCCCAGCAGACGGUGUAUAAACUGGAUAAUCAGCCAUCACAGCAGCAGCAGCAGCAGCAACAACAACCCCACCCCCCACAACAGCAGCUCCAAACCCCACAAUUACAACUACAACAACAACUCCAAUCCGCAGCCCAACAACAGCAACAACAACAACAACAACAAAAACCCCAACCCACACCACGCCCCCAACAACAACAACAACAACAACAACAGCAACAACAGCAGCAACAACAACAGCAACAACAACAACAACAGCAACACCUCCACCAAGCGCACCACUACUUCGAAACAACCCACCCAAACCACUCCCCCUACGCAGCAGCACUAACCCGCUCCCUCUCCCUCACCCAAACCCCCCAAACCACCCAAAACACCGCCAUCCCGCCCCGCCAACCCCAACCAAACCAGCAGGUCCACGCGCCGAAUCCAGCGCCCGCGCCGGCUGUCGAUGCGUUUGCCAGGGAGGAAUUCAAUUGGCAGCCCGCUGCGUAUUAUGGGUUUGGGGGUGGGCAGGCUCAGCAGCAGCAGCAGCAGCAGCAGCAGGAUCAGUGGGGGGCGGCGAGGGGGGCGGGGGGGUUUCGUUAG